Messenger RNA from Zootermopsis nevadensis, 1618 nucleotides. RefSeq lists its product as uncharacterized. NCBI's taxonomy places the organism in Eukaryota, Metazoa, Arthropoda, Insecta, Blattodea, Termopsidae. The record is from RefSeq and is a predicted model, not a curated record.
UCGCUCGCUACUCACCAGCGACAGUUGGCAAGGGACGUGCGUUGUGGCUGAUAAGGGUUGUUUUUUUUAGGUUAAAAAAGACAUUCAUCACUUACAUGACUUGAAUGUCGAAUUUUGGGAUGGAGGUGGGCGUGCGUAGGGGGGGAAAAGGUCACACCGACCGGGUCAAACAAUAACUAACCUUGAUAUUUUGGCUGGUUUCUUGUGUUGUGAGUGAAGGCGCUGGACUAUUCAGUGUGUACAGAUAACAUCGCCGUUAUCAACAAUGCCUCGGGGGCUGUCCUCUUCGCCGUUCAUGAAGCCAUUUGUGGUGUUGGCAUUGCCUGGCAUGUAUCUUUUCUACAAGUACAACCAAUAUCGUCGUCAACAAGAGGAACAGAAUCGACGUAAAGUCACUGAGCGGGAACUGGCACACCUCAACCACAAAAUUGAUAAACUACUUUCCAAACUGGAAGAGAACGAACCGGAGCUCGCAACUUCGCAAGAAGACGAGUGCGUGAUAUGCGUGAACGCCAAAGCGACGAUGCAGACUUCUCCUUGCGGUCAUCGCGUCGUUUGCCGGAAGUGCUUCGUGAAGACGAUCCAGAUGGCAGUGUCCCAGCGUCUGUUGCCCCUCCGUUGCGUCAUUUGUCGCGCGAAGAUCCUCCGGCUAAAGCAGAACGGCGUCACGGCAGGGGGCGUCCUCCUACCGACGUCGGCGUCGCAUUACUCUGUGGGCAGCAAAUCUUGGGUGGUUCCAAACUCGGCUUCUACGUAUACCAUGGGGACGAGUAAGUGGGUUGUUCCUGGUUCUGCGUCUAGCUACUCCGUGGGCAAGACGUGGGUGGUUCCCAACUCGGCGUCUCAGUACUCCAUGGGCAGUCAUGGCUCGGUACCAAAUUCGGCGUCAUUGUAUUCCAUGACGUCUGGAUCAUCUUCCCUGUCCGGUGUGUCUUCCGUGAGUUCUGCGACGAAUGGCAGUCAGAGCUCAAACAAAUCGGGGAAGUGUACCGGGCCGAGGGUAGGUUACCCACGGCAACCCACGGGCUCGCUUCGGAAAUCGCAGACGCAAGCAAUGAAGCUUCGGAUACAGGAAUAUAAGGAACCUGUGAGGUCUAACAAGGAACAGCCGGAGAAGCCCACACGCCUCCCGCCCAUCAAAGAGUUCCAGCGAGAGUUCCGGGCAGGCAAAGAGCGAACCGCUUCGUCUUCCACGCGGAUACGAUGUGCCCAGAAAAUUGUCACACAGUUAGAGACAACUCCACUGCUCAAAAAUUUAACCACCACCACAACCACAACCACUACCACAUACUUCCGGUCACCACUGAAACCUGCCAACAAAGAAGACAAGAAAAAGGGAGAAAAACGAAAAGAAGAGAAGAAGAAGGAUGAAAAGAAAGAAAAAGAUGAAAAUGUGGAAAAUAAAAAGAAGGAGGAUAAACAGAACAAAAAAUCUGAGAAGAAAGAAACCAAAACAGAGAAGAAAGAAGUGAAGACAGAGAAGAAAGACAACAAAACAGACAAGAAAGAGAGUAAGAAAGAAGUGAAGACUGAGAAGAAAGAAAGCAAGAAAGAAGUUAAAGCUGAGAAGAAGAAAGAAAAGAAAGAUACAAAAAUGGACAAGAAGGAGAAAGAUUAG